CGGAAUCUGAGUGGAUAACAUGGUAGACCAUCAAACCCGAAGGCACUGUUGACGCCAAAAAAUGUUCAGCAAAUUCCUCGUAAACGCCGGAUUAUGUGCCGGUCGUCGAGAAAGCACGAAGGGGAUACAGAGGGUGACGGCGACGCUGAACCGCAAUGGGGACUUGGGACGUGACGAGUCGACUGUGGUCGGCACCGACCCCAAACCCAAAACCAUGGAGGACCUGGACGGACCGAACUUCCUCACGUCUUUAUACUGGCUUUUCGGCAAGGGCUAUUUCCAGACCACACAUCUGAUGCAAAUUGAACACAACAAGAUCUAUGGUCCUCUUUGGAAGUCCAAGUAUGGCCCUCUGGUCAUAGUGAACGUGGCCAGUGCGGACAUGAUUGAGCAGGUACUGAGGCAGGAGGGUCGACACCCGGUUAGAACAGACAUGCCACACUGGCGGGGCUACCGAGAGCUCCGCCACCAGGCCUAUGGACCUCUGACAGAGAUGGGAGCUAAGUGGCAGCGUAUUCGGAGCAUCCUCAACCCUCGAAUGCUGAAGCCCAAGCAUGUCUCGUCCUACAGCAACGCUAUCAACGAAGUGGUCACAGACUUCAUCGACAAAGUGGCCUGGUUGAAGGAAACCAAAGGCCAAGGUGUCAUGGUCCAUGACCUAGCAGGGGAGCUCUACAAGUUUGCGUUCGAAGGGAUCAGUUCGGUGUUGUUUGAAACCCGCAUGGGCUGCCUGAACGAGGCGGUGCCAGAGGAGACCCAAAAGUUCAUCACUUCGGUGGGGGAAAUGUUUCGCAUCUCUCCUAUCAUCAUCCUCUUCCCCAGAUCCACCUGGCCCUACCUGCCUUUCUGGAAACAGUUCGUAGCCGUUUGGGACCAUCUCUUUAAAGUCGCUGAGGUGUUGGUGCAGCAAAAAAUGGAGGAGAUCCACAAGAAAGUGCGCCUGGGACAGCCUGUGGAGGGCGAGUACCUCACCCACCUGCUGCUGAGCGAGCAGAUGACCAUCAACGAGAUCCUUGGCAGCAUCACUGAACUGCUGCUGGCAGGAGUCGACACAACAUCCAACACCAUCUCCUGGUCUCUGUACCACAUGGCGAGGGAGCCGGAGAUCCAGGAAAAGUUGUACCAGGAGGUGAUGAGCGUCUGUCCGGGGAACAAGGUGCCAGCCAGCGAGGACAUUGCCAGGAUGCCCUACCUGAAGGCUAUCAUCAGGGAGACCUUACGGCUUUAUCCUGUGGUACCUGGUAAUGCCCGUGUCACUGUUGAAAAUGAGAUAGUGGUUGGAGGUCAUCUGUUCCCUAAAAAGACUUUGUUCCACCUGUGUCACUUUGCUGUGUCCUAUGAUGAGACGGUCUUCCCGGAGCCCCACGCCUUCCUGCCUCAGCGCUGGCUCCGAGGAGGGGAAGAGAAGGGGAAGCAGCACCCAUUUGGGUCGGUGCCCUUCGGUUUUGGGAUCCGGGCUUGCCUGGGCCGGAGGGUGGCCGAGCUGGAAAUGUAUCUCCUCCUGUCCAGGGUGAUAAAACAUUACGAGGUGAGGCCAGACCCUGCAGGAAACACUGUUGAACCAAUCACUCGAACCCUUCUUGUUCCCGCUACGCCCAUCAACCUGCAAUUUCUAGACAGGGGAGUGCAACAGAGGGAGCCAAUAGCAGAGGCGGGAGCUUCUCGAUGAACUGUUUGUGUAUCCACACCGCGUUGGCUUCUUGUCAAUCAAAAACUUGUUAUUGAGUAGUUUCACAUAGUGAGGAUUGCCUCAAAUGACCCGUGGCAAUACGUGAUCCAGUCUAAGUAUUACCAUUUUGGAAGAUUUCAGCCUCCUAUAACUUCCUUUACAGGAAAAUAGCAGUACUACUUUACUAUGCAAACACUGUUCAUGCAACUGUGAGCUUACUUUACUGAAAAAUGAUGUUGUUUUUACUUUUUUUCUGCUUUCAUGUGCAAACCAGAUAACAUCUAUUUUGGUGUCUUUUUUUAUGUGUGCUGUAAACAAGGCUUGAACAAAUUAGUCCAGAAAUGAUUUUUAAUGGAUUUGUGGGCGUCAAUUCAAAUUACUGUUUGCAGACACAAUUUUCUCUGACUGUAGCAACCAUGCACUCUAUUCUAAAAUGUUUUAUUGUAUGUGUUAGUAUGUGUUGUUUGUAAUUUUUCAUAUAAAUUGUGUGACCCCUUCAAGAGUUGUAUUAUGAUCUAAAAGACUACUACUGAAUUGUGUGAGAUACUGCAUAUAAGGAGGGAAAGCACAUGCUGUUCAUUUAUGACAAAUAAUACUGCCUUGGCGCCACAGAGGUGGCAUCUCUGACCUCCUCUGUGCCAUAUUCAGUUUGUUAUUGUGUAGCGGUGGAGCAAUACUGCCCCACGCCAUGGCAUUAAAAAGUGCAUGAUAGAUGUAGUUGCUGUUCAGCUGUAAUAAACCACAGAACCACCCUACCCCAGCAUACAUUAAUGCUUGCUGAUGUUGUGUUAUGGGAAAGUCAUUGCAAUGUCUAGUGAAUCUGACUGAUGGAAUGUUAUGCAAGGUAUGACAGCUUGCCUCAAAUAAUAGACACGAGUGGGUCAGUCGGUCGCAGGGUCAUGACUACAGUAUAAUUUAUGUUACAUUGCACAUCUGAUUUUCAUUUUGCACAACUUCUAAAGGCCCCUCACUGGCCUCGCUGACUGCCGUCAAAAUGUACAAAUCAUAGAAGAGUUUGACAUUUUAUCAAA
Messenger RNA from Lampris incognitus (smalleye Pacific opah), 2700 nucleotides. Its product is annotated as sterol 26-hydroxylase, mitochondrial. The transcript is spliced from 9 exons. Gene Ontology annotation, molecular function: heme binding; iron ion binding; monooxygenase activity. Gene Ontology annotation, cellular component: mitochondrial inner membrane. The coding region runs from base 62 to 1669 and encodes 535 amino acids. The record is from RefSeq and is a predicted model, not a curated record. Gene Ontology annotation, biological process: glucocorticoid biosynthetic process; C21-steroid hormone biosynthetic process; cellular response to peptide hormone stimulus. Lineage: Eukaryota; Metazoa; Chordata; Actinopteri; Lampriformes; Lampridae.